Trichoderma gamsii is the source of this 942-nucleotide messenger RNA. RefSeq lists its product as hypothetical. NCBI's taxonomy places the organism in Eukaryota, Fungi, Ascomycota, Sordariomycetes, Hypocreales, Hypocreaceae. The coding region runs from base 1 to 942 and encodes 313 amino acids. The transcript has a single exon. The record is from RefSeq and is a predicted model, not a curated record.
AUGAUGAAUCCCGUCUUGAUAACCACGCUGCUCAUGACGGGAUACACCAGGGCCAAGUCUUCCGUUCUAGGACCCGGCGGCCUUACCAGGACAUUGAGGACAUUCAGUGGGGGCACACCACUGUAUGCCAUCUGGACAUCUGCCAUCAGUGGCGUGCGGAUACCAAACAACCCAACUGGCUGGUUCGGCGCUGGUGAUGCUGCGCUCUCGAUACUCGAAUGCGGCAUUCUCAUAUGGGGCUUCAAGCUCUCUGAAUGUCGCCACCAAAUCUUUAGCAUUGCCGGCCUUCUUUCCAUCAUACUAUGUGCCGCGGCCGCAGCAGGCAACGUCUUCCUCUCUGUUCUCGCCAGUCGAGUCAUAGGCCUCAAUGCGUCUGAGGCGCUCAGCUUCGCGGCCAGAAGCACAACACUUGCUCUCGCUAAGCCUGCCACGGAGGCGAUUGGUGGAAACAGCCCCGUCAACGCAAUGCUCGUUGUGAGCAAUGGCAUACUAGGACAGCUUCUGUACCCAUUCAUCUUGGACAAACUGGGUGUGAGCAGACAUGAAGACGACGAGAUGGCGACAGUUCCAACAGCUCAUGAAACAAUAAUCACGGCCGAGUCGCUACCCACACAAUCGCCCCUGAAUAGCCAUCUCACUUCUCUGAGAGUCAACUCUAACAACACGAUUACUUCUUUAAGCGUCAAUUCCAGUAACACAAUACCCUUCUUCCCCAAAUCAUGGCACCAAACCACCUCCACAACAGACAGCCCCGUCACCGUCGCCGCAGGCAUAGCCAUCGGCAUCAACGGCGCCGCAAUGGGCGUGUCCUACCUCUACGAAACACGAAGCCGCGCCGCGCCAUACGCAGCCCUCUCGAUGACGGUCUUUGGCGUGAUGACGGUGGUUUUUACGACGGUAGAGCCGUUUAAAAGCAUAUUUGUUGGCUUGGCAAGCCGAUGA